Mycosarcoma maydis (corn smut) is the source of this 1938-nucleotide messenger RNA. RefSeq lists its product as uncharacterized. The transcript has 3 exons. Bases 1 to 1938 code for a protein of 645 amino acids. Gene Ontology annotation, biological process: mitotic sister chromatid segregation; cell division. The record is from RefSeq and is a predicted model, not a curated record. NCBI's taxonomy places the organism in Eukaryota, Fungi, Basidiomycota, Ustilaginomycetes, Ustilaginales. Gene Ontology annotation, cellular component: MIS12/MIND type complex.
AUGCCCGCUACAUCUCGCAGAUCCACGCGGCUCAGCACAUCGAACCAAGCCGAUGCCCUUGCCUCGUCGACAUCGUCCAAGAGCAAAACCGCCUCCUCCUCCUCUUCCUCCUCCUCCACAUCAUCUUUGACUCGCAUCUCGGCCGCAUCUUCCGGCGUCAUCCCAACUGUAGUCGCACGCAAUGCCUCCAAUAAAAAGAUCAAUCGAAACGAGCGUCGUCUCGAAGACGUUCUCGAUAACACCAUGGUCGCUGAUGACGUCCGUAGAGUGGACAUCAGCAUGGGCGCUUUUGAGCCAGUAAAGCAAUCUUCCACCAUGUCCAAGCCAACCAGGCAAGACGCUGAAGCUGGCGCUCGCAAACUCAAGCAAGCAUCAGGCCGGCGCGACGAACCCCCAAAACUGAAGCGCAAGCUUCGUCAAACACUGGGCGACGAGUCCGACGAUGAUUUUGUCUUUAGCCGGGAACCUCGCCGAAGCGACCAGGCUGCCACAUCCUCGUCGUCGUCAUCAUCUGCCCCGGCUUCUACAGCAACUCGAGUACACGCAUCUCGAAACGGUGCGCCGACAUUGUUGUCCAGCCGCACCGUCUUUGAGCCGCUACCCGACGAAGCCGGAGGCGAGACACCUAUCAUCAGAAGGAAUCAGGCAUUUCGUGCCGGGCUCGAAAACAAGCCGCGUCGUCCAACCGGCCGCGAAGCUGAACAACAGUCGCGCCGCAGCAGUCUCAAUCUUAAAGGCCAACGACGUGUCUCGUCGCUACGUGACGGCACCGCAGCUUAUCCCCAUGACGACGUACCAGACUACGAGUUGUAUCGACAUUGCAGCGAUCAGCUCCCUCCCGUCGUUCGCAUGAAGCAUCUCGUUGGCUGGAUCAUAAAGCGCUCACUCGGCAUCGCCACCGGCAAGGCAGAACUGCCGAUGCGACCUCGUGAUGCAGCAAAGAGGUCCAAAGGAAAGGCAAAAGAGUCCAACGAGCUUCCCGUCUUUACCGAGGCCGAGCUGAAUCUCAUGCGAUCAAAGCAUUCUGAGCUGACAGCUGUGCUAGAGCAGCUCUUGAACGACUUGAACGAAGGCGUCUUUGGCAUCAGCUGGAUGGGCCACAACGACGAGACGGACAAAAAGCAUCUGCAGCCGCAUCCACGAAACGAGUCGAACCGCAAAGCAGCUGCGCAACUGACCGCCAUUGUCGAGGCCAUGCGCAGCGAAUCGCAAGCUUGGAGCAAAGAGCUUACAAGGCUCCAAGACUACGAGGCUGAAACCGCCAGGCUAGAGGCACUGCUCCAAGACGACCGUGCAGCAGAGUCGAGUGACGUGAUAGCUUGGAAUAGUCAGGAUUUGGACGAAGCUGGUUUGCAGCAGCUGCGUGAUGCCGAGGCUGCCAUCGAGUGGCUUGGCCGAUUACAGCGAGACAGCACUACCGAGAUGGCCAAAGCGAAACCCCGUUCCAGGGCGCGCUCAUCGAAAGCGGCCAACGCACGACAAGACGACGAAGCGGAUCUCAGAGGCACCGAGCAUGACGCGCGCUGGAGCGAUGUCGAAUUCAACGUCGAUCUCUUGCGUUCUCAAUCGCAUCAAUUCGCACAACUCGAAUCACUCGCGAGCAGAUACGUCCGCACAGUCUCUGCGCAUGCCGCACAAGCGCUUCGCGAUCGCACUUCGUCGAGCAGCGCACUUGCAGCCACCUCGUCCUCCAGCGCCAAACGUGGGCGUCGCAAGGCGGUCGCCAGGGGAGGUGGUGGCGGUGGCGGAGGCAACGAACGUCUCGAGGUGCUUCUUAGCGGCGUACGCGAGUCGCGUUCCAUCUCGCAACCUACAACCGGCACGCGCUCGGCAGCCGAGCAAAGCGCAGCCGAUGUGAGCGCGAGCAUAUUGGCCGUCGAACCGGACGAGAGUGAUCCCACAGACCUGCUGAGAGCCCUAGCGCGGAUGCGAGACUAA